AAAUUCCGAAAAAUUGCCCGUUAUUGAUAGUGUGUGUGAAUGAAUAAGCAAUAGCAGUUUUUUCUUCUCGUUCUCGCACGUGUAAAGAAUAGCGCAGCCGGCCAGAAAAUUGUAGUUAAAUUACAUCAAACAAUUAUUUUGUGUACUCAAUAAGUUGCUUAAACGAGUGUUCUACCUGUUCUGUAAGUGCAUCCACUGAAGGAACGCGAAAAUGAUGAUGCAACUCAUCCAAAUACUCGAGAAAACUGUGUCGCCAGACAAAAAUGAAUUGCUGGCGGCAAAGAAUUUCCUCGAGCAAGCAGCUAAUUCGAAUCUUCCGGAAUUUCUCAAGGCCCUUUCGGAUGUCCUCGUUCACACGGAAAAUAGUGCCGUGGCUCGUAUGGCGGCUGGAUUGCAGCUCAAAAAUCACCUAACCAGCAAAGUUGCAAAGACUCGACAGGAAUAUCAACAACGAUGGCUUCAGCUAUCCCAGGAAAUUCGGGAAUAUAUAAAGAAAAAUAUUCUCACGGCACUUGGCACGGAAAACACAAGACCAUCGUCAGCUGCUCAAUGCGUGGCCUAUGUAGCGAUGGCUGAACUACCAAUGAAUCAGUGGGAUUACCUGAUAAUGACCCUGGUGAAUAAUGUUGUGGAUGAGCAUUCCACGGAGAUGAUAAGAGAAGCAUCACUUGAAACAAUCGGAUACAUCUGCCAAGAGAUCAGUGCAGAAGUACUUGAGAUGCAGUCCAAUCACAUCCUAACGGCCAUCAUUCACGGCAUGCGAAAGGCCGAACCGAGCAAUCAUGUCCGUCUUGCCGCAACAAAUGCCCUGUACAAUUCACUGGAAUUCACACGAGCUAAUUUCGAUCAAACUGCCGAACGCAAUUACAUAAUGGAGGUAGUCUGUGAAGCAACUCAGAGUCAGGAUACCCAAAUAUGCGUGGCAGCCUUGCAAUGUCUCGUAAAGAUUCUUUCCCUCUAUUACCACUACAUGGAACCCUACAUGGUCCAAGCACUUUUCCCAAUCACCCUCGAGGCAAUGAAGUCAGAUAAUGACCAGAUUUCACUGCAGGGAAUUGAGUUUUGGUCUAAUGUGAGUGACGAAGAAAUUGAUUUGGCCAUUGAGAAUCAGGAAGCGAGUGAAUCGGGUUGUCCACCAUCGCGCGUAUCGAAACACUAUGCUCGAGGUGCUCUGCAAUUCUUAGCACCGGUACUCAUGGAGAAGCUGACAAAGCAGGAAGAAUUUGACGAUGAGGACGAUUGGAAUACUUCAAAAGCAGCAGGUGUCUGCUUGAUGCUGUUGGCAACAUGCUGUGAGAAUGAAAUCGUGAAUUACGUGAUGCCAUUCAUAAAGGAGAAUAUCAAAGCUGAGAAUUGGCGGUACAGAGAUGCUGCUCUAAUGGCAUUCGGCUCUAUCCUUGGUGGUAUCGAUGCAAACACAGUAAAGCCACUUGUGGAGCAGGCGAUGGUGACGCUAAUUGAAUCAAUGUAUGACUCAAGCGUUGUUGUACGCGAUACAGUUGCGUGGACCUUUGGACGGAUAUGCGAGGUGAUACCUGAAGCUGUCAUUUCAUCACCGCAUCUUUCCAAAUUGCUGGAGUGUCUAUUGAGGGGAUUGAAAGAGGAACCACGGGUGGCAGCCAAUGUAUGUUGGGCAUUCACGGGUCUCUCUGAAGCAGCUUAUGAGGCAUCGUCAACAUUCGAAAGUACCCCAAAGACGUAUUGUUUGUCGGAAUAUUUUGAGUAUAUCGUUGAGUGUUUGUUGGCAACAACAGAUCGACCCGAUGGUGCACAAGCCAACCUUCGAUCGGCAGCAUACGAGGCACUGAUGGAAAUGAUCAAAAAUUCACCAUCUGAUUGCUAUAUUGUCGUACAGAAGACAACAAUGGUGAUACUUGAUAGGCUCAAUCGUGUCCUGGCAAUGGAGAAUCACAUGGCUAUUUCCAGUGAAGCUCACCAAAUUAGUGACCUUCAGUCGUUGCUCUGUGCAACACUCCAAGCUCUUCUACGUAAAGUUGAACCAGAUGAUGCACCAAAAAUUUCCGAUAUCGUCAUGAAUUCCCUCCUGAGUAUGUUUGCAUCAAACUGCGGUAAAGUUGGGAAUGUGCAGGAGGAUGCCCUUAUGGCUGUAUCAACGCUGGUUGAUCUACUAGGUGAGAAAUUCCUUGCAUACAUGGAUGCAUUCAAGCCGUACUUGUACAUGGGAUUGAAGAAUCAUCAGGAAUACCAAGUUUGUUGCGCCGCUGUGGGUCUCACGGGUGACAUCUGCCGUGGUUUGAAGCUUAAAGUUUUGCCAUACUGUGACGAAAUUAUGAUGCUCCUCAUGGAGAAUUUGAGCAAUGUAUCCCUGCAUCAGAGUGUGAAGCCCCAAAUUCUCUCAGUAUUCGGUGACAUUGCCAUAAGUAUUGGGCCUGAAUUUAAGAAAUAUCUCGAAGUUGUGCUUCAAAUGCUCAUGCACGCAUCAUUGGUACAAGUGGAUAAAAAUGAUAUGGACAUGGUGGAAUAUCUCAAUGAAUUACGUGAGAGCGUACUUGAGGCAUAUACUGGCAUCAUUCAGGGUCUAAAGGGUACGGGAGAUAAGCCACUACCGGAUGUGGAACUGAUGGGACAAUAUGUGCCACACAUUGUGAAGUUCAUCGUAACAAUUGCCCAGGAUAAGGAUUUGUCUGACAGCAACAUUGGCGUAAGUGCUGGACUUAUUGGAGAUUUGUGCACUGCAUUUGGACCACCAUUACUUCCGUUACUCGACAAUGAGGCAAUCAACAAACUCCUGGCUGAAGGCAAAAAGUCCCGAUUGCAGAGAACAAAGGCCCUUGUUAAUUGGGCCGCAAAGGAAGUGAAGAAGCUACGAAUGUUGCAGCAACAGCCGAUAGUCAACAGUUGAUUAUGUCCAAGCAUCAUUGAUCAUGUAUACCAUCAUCCUCAUAUAAGCUACAAUUACCAACCAGUGCAGGUAACACAAUCUGAAUCAUCCGUAAUUCGAUAAAUAUCACAACAACAAAAAAAAAGCUACACAAUUUUUCGGAAUAUAUCACUUUUAAACUUCUUCCAAUAGUUAUUAUAAACAGCCAUUAAAAUACUACGUAGUAAGUUAAAAAAAAAGAACAUUGAUCUAUCAAUUUAUUUACAUUUAUUACUUUUCGUUUCUUUUUUUUUAAACUCUACAAAAGUAGGAACAUUUUCUCUGGGAAGUGUGCGUGGGAGGGAUGGGGGGGAAUUAUGAAUAGACGGCUCAAAUUGUUUGAUGAAUCAAAAAUUUUAUUGUGACGUUUUUCGCUUGCAAUUGGCUGAAAACAAGGCGUUUUUUCGUUCAAAAAAAAAUUUAUACAGUCAAUAAAGAAAAUUGUGAAAUUCA
Lutzomyia longipalpis is the source of this 3334-nucleotide messenger RNA. It is a transcript of the gene Fs(2)Ket, whose product is annotated as importin subunit beta. The transcript has 4 exons. The coding region runs from base 212 to 2863 and encodes 883 amino acids. Gene Ontology annotation, molecular function: small GTPase binding; nuclear import signal receptor activity. The record is from RefSeq and is a predicted model, not a curated record. Gene Ontology annotation, biological process: protein import into nucleus. Gene Ontology annotation, cellular component: nucleus; cytoplasm. NCBI's taxonomy places the organism in Eukaryota, Metazoa, Arthropoda, Insecta, Diptera, Psychodidae.